AUGAAAUUCACUGGGAAUAACGUCUACUUGUUACUUUUAAGCAUCAUUCUCUUCGAACGUGAAACUGUGGACGGUUCAAAUACUACUACACAAAAUGUAACUGCUAAUUUAACAAACAUAGUUUUCAAAUGCCAAAUUAAAGAUCAAUACUGCAAAACGGUUACGAAUAAUGAAUUAGAUAAAACCGAACUAACUACAUUAUGGAGAGUACUUCAUGAGAUACAAAAAAUUCUAACCGGUUUCCAUUGCUAUCAAUCAGCUUAGCUUAAAGUUAUCUGGUUUGUUUAUAAAAAUAUUGUUGCAACACACUUUUAUAGCAUAUUUUGGGAAAAAAGAAAACGAUUUUUGAAAUGA
This is a messenger RNA of Schistosoma margrebowiei, 354 nucleotides long. NCBI's taxonomy places the organism in Eukaryota, Metazoa, Platyhelminthes, Trematoda, Strigeidida, Schistosomatidae. The record is from the annotation of a GenBank genome assembly.